AUUUUGCUUUCGGUGAUGUGCCUGGAUUUAUUUCAAUUUCCAACUUUGACACUUACAAUGACGAGGAUUACCAAGAGGUCAGGAGGUGCCCAGGACGAAUCCUUGCCAUGACAUACACAUCUGGAACAACUGGUCGAUCCAAAAUUGUUGAAAUCGCGGAGGAACGGUUUCUUGGAAAAGUCUGCGGAAUUGAGGCUACCGGUCUGUGCAGCGUGGACGACGUAUUUCUGGCCUGCGAAUACCUCACCAUAUACUUGUCAUUUUCCUUGAACUUAAGGUUGAUAUGCUGCGGUGUCCGCUUGGUGAUCAGUGACAAGUAUUGGUCGGCGGACCACUUUCUUUCUACGGCCAAAGAUGAAAAGGUGACCCUUCUUGUGACGACACCUUCUGUGCUAUAUCUACUAGCAAGCGCUGUCGCGGCUACGGGUACGAGGCUUCCUUCACUGAGGAAGGUGGUCAGCGUAGGUGCAACUCUACCGAAGAGCAAGGCGGUGUUCGUGAUCUCCACGUUGAAGCUUACGGAAUUCAGGAACAGCUAUGGCAUGUCUGAGGCGGGUGGGGACGUCUGCCUCCCCCCAGCUGGUCAGUUAUGUUUCGACAGCGUAGGAUUUCCUGUUGCCGGUACACAAGUGAAGGUCAUUGAUCCAGAGUCCCACAGGACGAUGCCGCCGCUGGAACGCGGUGAAAUAAUGGUGCGUUCGCCUAACAUCAUGGUCGGCUACUACAAUGACCGCGAGGCAACAGCUGCCGCUAUCGACGCGGACGGCUGGCUGCGCACAGGGGACAGUGGCUACUACGACGUUUCUGGCCGGCUGUUUUUGACCGAGCGGCUGAAGAGCGUCAUCAAGUGUUUCGACACAAAGGUGGAGCCCUUCGAGGUGGAGCAAUGUGUUCUCGAGCUACCCUGUGUGGCUGAAGUAGCCGUGCUUGGCGUGACUCACCCGGUGCUCGGAGAGGCACCCGCCACCAUUGUUGUUCUGCGAGGAAAAUGGCAGCCGGAGAACCACGGCUCCAUCGCACAGCGGAUCAAAGAACACGUGACAGAGAGACUGGCUGUUUACAAGGGACUACAUGGCGGGAUAGUUUUCGCUGAGGAGUUGCCAAAAACUACAAGAGGCAAAGUGCUGAGGCGCCUUCUCAUGGCCGAGUUUGUAAAACUUAAGACGGCCGGAUUGUUUUAUUGAAUGAUGCCCAGGACAUUCGGAGAUGUUUGUUCCGAUUUACUUUUCCUACAAGUUACAGGUGAUGGAACAUCAUUAUAAAAUAACAUGAAUAAAAC
Messenger RNA from Dermacentor albipictus, 1279 nucleotides. Lineage: Eukaryota; Metazoa; Arthropoda; Arachnida; Ixodida; Ixodidae. The record is from RefSeq and is a predicted model, not a curated record.